This is a messenger RNA of Athene cunicularia (burrowing owl), 3385 nucleotides long. It is a transcript of the gene UCK2, whose product is annotated as uridine-cytidine kinase 2. The coding region runs from base 322 to 1398 and encodes 358 amino acids. Gene Ontology annotation, cellular component: cytoplasm; cytosol. The transcript is spliced from 6 exons. NCBI's taxonomy places the organism in Eukaryota, Metazoa, Chordata, Aves, Strigiformes, Strigidae. Gene Ontology annotation, molecular function: kinase activity; ATP binding. The record is from RefSeq and is a predicted model, not a curated record.
UCAGAGCCACGUGGCUCUUCAGCCGCUGGCUCUGCAGUGCCCUUAGCCUUGCUGUGCCAAGAGGCACCAGGAUAUGCUCACAACUGCUCCUCCCAGCCCUGGCAGCUGUGGCAGAGAUCCCUGAUAAAGUCCCAGGGCUCUCUUCCCGGUGUCUUUUCAUCCUGGGCUUUGUUUAGGGUAUGAAGACAACCUGGUUCUGCCUCUCUGAGGACUCUCUCCCUCCCUGUGCCAGCUGUGGUGGGGUUUCUGGGCUGGACCAGGACUGGGGGCACCAAGGCACUGUAGCUGCCUCCCAGGGUGGAGGCUCAGCCUUGGUGCCACAUGCAGCUCUGCUCCCUGGGGAGCUGCUGGGCAAGCUGGAGCUGGCCACAGGGCCCUGGGGGUGCAGCUGAACUUGGGCAGCAGCCGACUGGUUUUCUGUCGCCAUUUGUGCCCAGAAUAGGAGCUGUGAGUAGGCCAUGGGGAUGGAGGAGAGGCAGGCGGAGGGAGCAAGCUUGGUGCUGCUUUCACAUUGAAGGGCCCCACGGUGAUGCCUCUGGAGCACUUGUCCCUCCAUGGCUUUGGGCUGUGCCUUUGAGGGGCCAAGAACUCUUGUCUGGAUGUCCAGCAAGCAGCGUUCCAAUCACUGUGGAUGUUACCAGGGCACAUUAUCCCAGUGCAGCUCAGACACCACUUGCUGCUGACUUGCCUCCUUUGCUGUUCCUUCCCCAGUCCUCAGUAUGCUCCAAGAUCGUCCAGCUGCUGGGCCAGAACGAGGUGGACUAUCGCCAGAAGCAGGUGGUGAUCGUGAGCCAGGACAGCUUCUACCGGGUCCUCACCUCAGAGCAGAAAUCCAAAGCACUCAAAGGCCAGUUCAAUUUUGACCACCCAGAUGCCUUUGACAACGAGCUGAUCGUGAAAACGCUCAAAGAGAUCACAGAAGGGAAGACGGUCCAGAUUCCUGUCUAUGACUUUGUCUCCCACUCCAGGAAAGAGGAGACGGUGACUGUCUACCCUGCCGAUGUGGUGCUCUUCGAAGGCAUCCUGGCCUUCUACAGCCAGGAGGUGCGGGAUCUCUUCCGCAUGAAGCUCUUUGUAGACACGGAUGCAGACACCCGGCUGUCCCGCAGAGUGCUACGAGACAUCAGUGAGCGAGGCAGGGACCUCGAGCAGAUCUUAUCUCAAUACAUCACCUUCGUCAAGCCUGCCUUUGAGGAGUUCUGUUUGCCAACCAAGAAGUAUGCUGAUGUCAUCAUUCCCAGAGGAGCAGAUAAUGAAGUGGCCAUAAACCUGAUAGUGCAGCAUAUCCAGGACAUUCUUAACGGAGGACUCAGCAAACGCCAGAGCAACGGCUACCUGAAUGGCUACACUCCUCCCCGUCAGCGGCAGCCCUCAGAGUCCAGCAGCCGGCCUCAUUGACCCCAGGCGGCAGGCGGGAGGCUGGGGGCGGAGGGCACUUGGGCCCUGCCACUGCCCCUCUGUACAUACUGUCCAUUCAUUCCCCCCUUAUCUAUUUAAGAAACCAGACGGAGAUGAAUGCCUUUAAUUUUGUAUGUUGGAAAUGCUGAAUGAGAAGCAGCCGGCUGCUCGGGAGCCUGGACCGCCCACAGCUCCUGGCCUUGCUCAGUAACUCUUCCAGCACGGACCCGGCUAUAAAUCUCUAUAAAUACAGAACUGCUCUAUUUUUGUGUAAAUGCAGAAUAACGUAAAAUUACUUGCCAUAAGGUAUUUGCCAGGCUCAGUGUUGCUGGGAGGGGGCUGGGAAGAAGGUCCUGGGAGAUGUUGGUGUCAGGAUCUUCACCUCAAAGGCGGUAAGGAAGGAAGAGCAUUCAACGGUUGCUUUAGUAUUGAAGUGGUCUCCAUCCCAGGGAAGGGACGAGCUGUGGUGGAGGUGGCAGCUUGAGUGUGGCCUGGAUGUUGUGACUGGCCUGGGGUUGCCCCCUCCUGCCAUUGCUAUUCAGGUUCGAGCAGCCUGGUUUUGGCUGGCAGGUACUGCACAAUACCACUUAGAGUUGGGAGAAUGAUGUAUAAUACCUCCUCUGAUUGUCUUUGCGUCUCCAGGUCUCAGUCCCUCAACAGCAUCCCUUUCUGUGUCUGACACCCCUUCCCACCACAUGUGUGGGUCUACUGCCACACCCUCCAGCAAGGACCUGGUAGGUGAUGCUGGGUAUGUGAUCAUAUAAACACAGCAGCUUGUGUCUUUAGCAGUCUAACUGCCUGGCUUGGGUGUGGAUGGCACGUGCAUACCUUCAACCCCUCUGGAGCUCAGUGGCUAUGAGGGUGGUGGGACUCCUAGCCAAGCCCUGGGCUCAACCCUAAGCCUGGAGGUUGGCUUGCAGAAGGCCAGAGGUGUGUGUCUCAUUGCUCACAUGGAACGGUUUUGCUCUUGGAUGUAGGAUAUGGUUAAGAGAGAACCAGCCUCUUCUGAAAGAAAGGGGCAAUAGAUGAUGAAAGACAGCCUGUCUGAGGGGGGCGGCAGCAGCGUGUAGCACUCUCUGGGCUACCUAGCAUCCCCAUAUAGGACAUCCACAGGUUCCAGCUGAGUAGCAUGAAACUGGAUGGCCAGGAGUCCUCUGCUUCCCUUUUUUGGAGCAUUUCAGUUCUUGCCUGGCCUGUGUCCCUUGCACUGCGUCCUAGUGAAGGACACUGUGUCCUCGCAGUCUGUCAUCCCCAGGGCAUGCCCUUCCCUUGCCCAGGGUGAGAAGUAUUCAUCCCUAACCUGGUAGUGCUGCAACAGCUGUGUCUCAGGAGAGCCUGCUGGGGCUCUACUGCAGGUCUGGGGAUGCCUGUAGAGCAAGGUAGGGCAGCUGGGCUGGGGCAGGGGCUUGGUGGGAGCCAGGGAAGGGGAUGUGGUGGGAUGGGAGCCAGGAAAGAUCCUUUGGCCCGUGCUGCCGGGACUGACAUGCCUCAUUGGAAACAAAGUUCCAUAGGCAUCCCAUGAAGCCUGGAACAGGGACCUUUAGUCUUUCUCGGGUGAUUUUCAGACUUUUCAGAGCAUUGGUUUUGCUCUGCAUAGUUAAAAGCUUAAGACCUGAGACACUCAGUACUCCAAUUGCUCUCCAGCCUCAUGGGAGCUGAGACAAGCUGCUUUUUUUUUUUUUUUUUUUAACUGGAGAACAAGAAAAGAAACACCUCCCUCAGUGACUCCUGCUAGGGCAAGCUCCUUACUUCUUGAUCUGUGAUGGGGGCACAUGGCAGCCCUUUAUCCCCCUCCCUGUCUACAGACACUCCAUGUCUAGCAUGUCAUAAUCGAGGGCUGGCACUGGCUAAUUCUAGGUACAGCCAUAGGCAAGAGGGACUGAAGCCCUGCAGAACUGGUGAGGCUUCUCACGGCUUAAGCAGCCAAGACAGCCGUCAAGAUGAAGUACUGGCCUCAUCUCCCCUGUAAAUAAAAACAGAAAAAAUA